Molecule: messenger RNA, 591 nt
Organism: Lathyrus oleraceus (garden pea)
Lineage: Eukaryota; Viridiplantae; Streptophyta; Magnoliopsida; Fabales; Fabaceae
Exons: 4
Coding region: 1-591 (196 amino acids)
Source: RefSeq, a predicted model, not a curated record
AUGCAUCUAGAAAAAUUAGAUGUUAAUAAUGCAUUUCUUCAUGGAGAUCUAAAUGAAAAAGUUUGUAAUACCAUGCCCAAAGGUCAUAAACUUCUUCGUUUAUCUCCCACCAUAAAGAUUUCAAAAUCUGGGCAUAUACUUAAAUAUGAUCUAACAUGUUUCAAAGAGAGAUUGAAGAGAUAUUUAAGGGCUUACGGAUUUCAAACUCUAUAUUCUAAGGGUAUUUUUCGAACUUCACUAGGAUGUUUGGGUAAGCAUGCUGCUGAGGGUGAGGGUGCAAGUGUUGUUGAGAAUGUAUUAUUUCCUGAACCCGGAGAGAAUAUGGUUUCGAGAUUCGUGUUUGCCGAUCAAGUUGAGAUGUCUUUAAGGGAGGUUGAUCAGGAGAUAUUGGUAGGUGCUUGUGUUUUUAGCAAGAUUGAUCUGAGAUCAGGAUACCAUCAGAUUCGAGUGAAGCCUGAAGAUAUUCCAAAUACUGCUUUUAGAACCCGAUAUGGCCACUAUGAGUACUCAGUGAUUUCGUUCGAUGUGUAUAAUGCGCCAAGCGUGUUCAUGGAGUAUAUGAAUAUAAUCUUCCAUCCUUAUUUGGAUUAG